AAAGUAUCCACCACUUUCCACACCGCCGUCCAUUAAAACACAACCACACCACCAUGAAGCCAAGGGCAGCGAGUCUUCAAGCUCUCCGCGCACCUCUGCAGGGCAGGCGCGCAGCGCUCCCCGCUGUCGCCCGCCCAGCAGGCAGCUUCAUGCGUCCGCUGUCGAGCACGUCGGUCCGCCUCAACGAGUCCAAGGAAAAAGCCACCGACGACGCAAAGGACAAGACGGACGACGCUGCCGGCGCCGGCAAGAAGAAGGAGGAGAAGCGCAAGUCGAGCGCCGACGACGACGACCACGGACCGCCCCAGUCGCCGUUCCAGGUCUUCCUCCGCGUGUUUAGGGAAGAGAUCCACAAGAACCAGGGCUGGCAGAGCAACGUCAAGCAGCUCCAGGGUGACGUCGACAAGCUCGCCGACUCGGCCGCCAUGAAGAAGGCGCGCGACGUGUACGAGCGGACCAGGAUCGCAAACCUCAUGAAGGAGAACCCCCGUCUCGCGCAGGCCGCCGCCGACCUCAAGAAGGCCGGUAUCUCGAUGCAGGACGCGGUGAGCCAGGCGCUCAACGACUCGGAGGUGCUCAAGGCGCUGGCGCGGUACUCGAACUCUGUGAGCGCGUUUGCCGACCGCGCGACGGCCCCGGUGCGCGACACGGCGGCCUACAAGGCGAUUGCGUCGUCGUUCGAGGAGGCGUUCGACGAUGCUAGCGGUGGCGCGGCCCGCUACGGCGGUUACACGGAGAAGGAGGAGCGACGAAAGCGCCGUGAGGCGCGGUUGUUGAAGGCCGGCAAGACGACCAAGCGUGUCGCCGCCAACCCGGACGCCGGAGAAGCCCUCGUGCUUAGCUCUGAGAAGGAGCCCACGACCUCGCGCCUCCACUGGCUCACCUCGCACCCCACGUACCAGCGCUUGAGGGAAAACUACUACGAGUCCGAGUCGCCCGCUGUCGAGACGCUCCGCUCGGUCACGUCGACAAUUGCCGGCUGGUUUGACGAGAACGAGACGGCCAAGGUCAUCCGCACGAUCCGCGAGAUUGACCCCGACUUCAACAUUGACGGCUUCACCCGCGAGCUCCGCGAGUACAUUGUGCCAGAGGUUGUCGACGCCUACUUGAGUGCGGACCGCGAGUCGCUCAAGCAGUGGUGCGGCGAGGCGACCUUCAACGUGCUCUGGGCUACGAUGGGCCAGUACGUCAAGCAGGGCCUCGUGUCCGAGUCGAAGAUUAUGGACAUCAAGCACGUCGACAUUGUGUCUGGCAAGCUGCUCGAGAACGACGUGCCCGUGUUUGUCAUUUCGUUUGCGUCGCAGGAGGUUCUCCUGUUCAAGAACGCCAAGACGGGCGAGAACGUUGUUGGCGACGAGAACGCCGUCGAGCAGUGCCGCUACGCCAUGGUGCUUACGCGUGUCGAGGCCGAGAUCGACAACGAGCUCACCAACGGCUGGAAGGUUGUCGAGAUGGCUCGCCGCGGCCAGAAGAGCUUCAUGUAAGCUUCUAGGGGAAGUAUCUAGGCGGGAGGGAGGAGGAGGCGGGGAGGCUCUAGGCACCGAACCGCUGCCUCGAGUAGAGAUUGCAUCUGCAUCAUGCACACUGUUCCACUCUGGCA
Vanrija pseudolonga is the source of this 1600-nucleotide messenger RNA. It is a transcript of the gene tim44, whose product is annotated as Mitochondrial import inner membrane translocase subunit tim44. Gene Ontology annotation, molecular function: protein-folding chaperone binding. Bases 54 to 1484 code for a protein of 476 amino acids. The record is from RefSeq and is a predicted model, not a curated record. The transcript is spliced from 4 exons. NCBI's taxonomy places the organism in Eukaryota, Fungi, Basidiomycota, Tremellomycetes, Trichosporonales, Trichosporonaceae. Gene Ontology annotation, cellular component: mitochondrial inner membrane. Gene Ontology annotation, biological process: protein import into mitochondrial matrix.